UUAUGUAAUGAAUUAGUAUUUUAACUAUCUUUACAGAGAUUUUCUUAAGCAACAAAAAACAAUGAGCACUGAAUUGGCACGCAUGUCAUCUAAAAGUUCAAAUGAAGUCACAAGGGAUAUAACAUUGUGUCAAAAAAAUUUACAGUUUAUAGAACAUAAUUUAGAUAAACAAAAAACAUCUGUUCAAAAGUUAAAAUAUGAAACUAAUAAGUGUUUACAAGAUUUUGAAAUUGCUCAAUGUAAUCAUGACCAUCCAGCAAUGGUUCAAAUAAAUAUGGAAUCUAAUAUCAAAUACUUUGCCGAGCUUAUCAAAUCAUUACAAGAGAAAGAAAACAUAUUAAAAAAUGAAAUUGAAAAUACUCAACAAUAUUUAGCAACAUUGCCUUAUAAUAACAAUGUCACGGUGGAUGAGUUGAGAAGAAUCGGGGAUAUGUAUUACAAGAAUAUAAUUGCAUUAGCUGGUCAUUUGUACGAUAUACACAAUGAAGUACAAGUGUUAAAAUCAAGACAUUUGUCUUUUCGAAGAGAAAUUUUAAAUGAUAAUACAAAUAUUUUUCAAUUGAACCAAAAUCUAAGUUCAUCUAAUUUCUUUACAUCUCAUCCGGAUACUACUGGUCCUAAUCCAUUUUUAGGGUUAACUUCAGCAGCACUAAACUUUGGAACAUUUGGAUUAGACCAGUCUGGUGUUCUUCGAAACCAAGAUUAGCGUGCAAUCAAAUUUUGGAUAUAACUCAUUAUUCAGAACAAGUACUCAACCAAAUAAUACAACACAAUUCCAAGGUUUCUUUCCAAGCCAUAAAAUAUAACAGUUAACAUACUCUGUUAAGUAAGAGUAAUAACUACAUUUUAUUUUUACCUAAUUAUAACUUUUCUGUUAUAUUUUGCUUAUUUUAAAAUAAAAGAUGAUGCCACAAUUUGUUAGCAAUGUG
This is a messenger RNA of Acyrthosiphon pisum (pea aphid), 929 nucleotides long. RefSeq lists its product as uncharacterized. Gene Ontology annotation, cellular component: nuclear pore. Lineage: Eukaryota; Metazoa; Arthropoda; Insecta; Hemiptera; Aphididae. The record is from RefSeq and is a predicted model, not a curated record. Bases 62 to 706 code for a protein of 214 amino acids. Gene Ontology annotation, molecular function: structural constituent of nuclear pore. The transcript has 5 exons. Gene Ontology annotation, biological process: nucleocytoplasmic transport.